AAAACGUUUAUAAACGUGUAACGUAACUUCGCCAAUAUUGCUAGAACCGACAUGAAAUUUAGAUUAAACUUUUUUGAAAUAUUAUGCAUUUAAGACAAAAAAAAUUAUAUAUAUAUAUAUAUAAACCUUAUUCCACUAUAACUGAUAUGAUAUGCCAGAUAUGCAUAUCUGGUUUUCAACUGCGGCUAACUUCAUCAUAUUUUCAGUUAACAGCUGAUUGGCUAAAUUUUUGUUAGAAACGUUUAAGGCAAUUUGUGUUGAUUUAGAUAAUAUUUGUAAUUUGAUGAUAUAAAACAACCAACUGCACUUUCCUUUUUACGGCGCACAGACGUCCAUAUAAAAGAUUUCGGGUUUUAGUCAAUAAUAAUGCAAAAUGAGUGAGAAUUCGGAAGAAAUGCCGGAAACAUCUAUUGAGAAUGCCGAGUUGAGUGAAACAUCAGAAAAUAUUCCCUCAACAACAUCUGCAACGCCAACAUCAACUUUACCGCACGAAGAAAUAGUUUCAUCUACCUCAAAAGAACUAAUUGAAGAAGCUUCCACACCGCGCGAGCAAGAACAAAACACUUCCGAAAGUAUAAAUGCAGAGAAAUCUGAGGGAGAAAAUGUAAAAAGUGCGACAAGUUCUUCAGAAGUGGAUAGUGUCCCCGAAAUCCUACUAAACGCGAGCACAGUUGAAGGUGCGAAAAUUAGCAACGAAAAGGGUGAAAGUUCAAAACUAAGGGAAGCAGAUAAAAAGACGCAACCAACCUCUUCGGCACUUUCUACUGAAGCACAGUUAGACGACAAUUACGCACAGCAUGUGACGUAUGAAGAAGAUGGCAGCGCCAUCUAUACGGAUCCCAAUACGAAUUACCGCUACAAAUGGUGUACAACCGAAAAUAAUUGGUUGCCUUGUGAUGCCGACAAAGCUGACAGUACUGCAACAGCCACCGAAAAUCCCUAUGAGAAUGAGCAUUAUAAAUGGUGCAGUCAAACGCAAAAGUGGAUCCCGAAAGUGCAGCAACAAACAACCGAAACGGAUCAUUACAAAUGGGAUGCGGUGAAAAAGGAGUGGAUACCAAAAGCGGCCGCCGCACAAACAACAGACAGCAAACCGAAUGCCAACAACACUGAUCCCGCGAAUGUGACCUAUGACAUCGACGAGGACGGCCAACGUAUUUACACCGAUAAAGAUGGCACGGUAUUCUUUUGGGAUGAGAGCAAGAACGCCUGGUUUCCGAAGAUCGAUGAUGACUUUAUGGCGCACUAUCAGAUGAAUUACGGUUUUAUAGAUAAUACUAGUGCCUCGGAGGAGGAGGCCAGACGUAAAGCAGAGGAAGAGCAAAAGCAGAAGGAACUCGAGUUGCAACGCAUGACCGAGGAGGCAAAGGUGGCUGCUGCAGCCGCGGCGGCGGCAAAUGCAAAUGGCGAGGGUGCAUCUGCUAUAAAACGGAAAGCGCAGGAGCCGCCAAAGUGGUUUGAGGUGGAUCCCGAGCAGAACACAAAAGUUUAUGUUUCAAAUUUACCUUUGGACAUUACUAUGGAUGAGUUCGCCGAACUGAUGGGCAAAUGCGGCAUGAUUAUGCGCGAUCCACAAACGCAAAAGUAUAAACUGAAACUGUAUGCGGAGUCCGAUGGUCAACUAAAAGGCGAUGGCUUGUGUGAUUAUAUGAAAGUGGAGUCUGUAGGCUUGGCUUUAAAUAUUUUGGAUGAGUAUAAUCUUCGAGGUCAAAAAAUACGCGUGCAACGUGCCAAAUUUCAGAUGCGUGGCGAAUAUAAUCCAGCUUUAAAGCCGAAACGUAAAAAGAAGGACAAGGAGAAGUUGCAGAAAAUGAAAGAAAAACUUUUCGACUGGCGUCCCGAAAAAAUGCGCGGUGAGCGCUCGAAAAAUGAGAAGGUGGUUAUCAUUAAAAAUCUUUUCGAUCCAAUUAUUUUCGAAAAAGAAGUGCAGCUGAUAUUGGACUAUCAGAAUGAGUUACGUGAGGAGUGCAGCAAAUGUGGCACAGUCCGGAAGGUGGUCAUAUAUGAUCGUCAUCCCGAAGGCGUCGCACAAGUAAAUAUGGCCGACCCCGAAGAAGCUGAUGUUGUAAUACAAAUGAUGCACGGUCGUUUCUUUGGACAGCGUAAGCUGAGCGCAGAGCACUGGGAUGGCAAAACCAAAUACAAAAUUGUCGAAACCGAGGCGGAGGUGCAAAAACGACUAAGCCAUUGGGAUCAGUAUCUAACGCGUGAGGAAAAUGAGGAGAGGGACGCCAUCCAUAAAGCACUGAAUGAGUCGACGGUGGCUGCUGCAACGCCUUCAAACGCGGAGGAAACGGAAACGGAAGCGCAGCAGAAGGAGUUGGAAAGUAGUGCUGCAGAAACACCAGAAGUGUGUUAAACAUGUUGGAGCAUGAACAACUCUGCAGGCAGCGCAUACACGCUCUGGGCAGGUCCAUAAAAGAACGAGGAAUUGUAAUUGUUGUAAUGUCAAAUUUUGGCUAUACAAUAUUUGAAAUAAAACACCUGAGUAUUUAACGAUUUGAAUAA
Messenger RNA from Bactrocera oleae (olive fruit fly), 2508 nucleotides. RefSeq names its product RRM1_TatSF1_like and RRM2_TatSF1_like domain-containing protein barc (gene barc). Lineage: Eukaryota; Metazoa; Arthropoda; Insecta; Diptera; Tephritidae. Gene Ontology annotation, cellular component: U2-type spliceosomal complex; U2 snRNP. Gene Ontology annotation, molecular function: RNA binding. The record is from RefSeq and is a predicted model, not a curated record. Gene Ontology annotation, biological process: mRNA splicing, via spliceosome.